Monodelphis domestica (gray short-tailed opossum) is the source of this 4538-nucleotide messenger RNA. RefSeq names its product SEC61 translocon subunit alpha 1 (gene SEC61A1). The record is from RefSeq and is a predicted model, not a curated record. NCBI's taxonomy places the organism in Eukaryota, Metazoa, Chordata, Mammalia, Didelphimorphia, Didelphidae. Gene Ontology annotation, biological process: protein transport. Gene Ontology annotation, cellular component: membrane.
CGGCCUCCCCACUCAGGAGGAGGGCGGGGCGAGCUAACGCGGGCCCCUCAGCAUGCCGGGAGCUGUAGUAUGGCUGGCUAGAGCCGGCCAUCCCGGUGCGUGGCAGGAAGCGGAAGGGCCCCCGGCGGCCACGGAGUCCUCCUCUCUUGCUCCAGCCCGCCCCCACGGAGCCUUUGGGCUGCCUUCACUUCCCUUCCCGCCCCGCCCCGCCCAGCUCGGAGGGAGCGGCGUUACUACUGACGUGUCUCUCUCUUCCUCGCUCUCUCUCCCAGCGUUUCCCCCGGCUGAGCCUCUCCGCUCGCGGGCUCGGCCGCGGCCCCCGUCGUCUCCCCGGAGCUCGAGCACCCAGCGUCGCAGCCAUGGGCAUUAAGUUUCUGGAAGUGAUCAAGCCCUUCUGCGUCAUCCUGCCCGAGAUCCAGAAGCCAGAAAGGAAGAUCCAGUUUAAGGAGAAGGUGUUAUGGACUGCUAUCACACUCUUUAUCUUCUUAGUAUGUUGCCAGAUUCCUCUGUUUGGUAUCAUGUCAUCGGAUUCAGCAGAUCCUUUUUACUGGAUGAGAGUGAUCUUGGCCUCUAACAGAGGCACGCUGAUGGAGCUGGGUAUAUCUCCCAUUGUUACCUCUGGCCUCAUCAUGCAGCUCCUGGCUGGGGCAAAAAUCAUCGAAGUGGGUGACACCCCAAAAGACCGAGCUCUUUUCAAUGGCGCCCAGAAGUUAUUCGGCAUGAUCAUUACUAUUGGCCAAUCUAUUGUGUAUGUAAUGACUGGAAUGUAUGGAGAUCCCUCUGAAAUGGGUGCUGGAAUUUGCCUCCUGAUCACCAUUCAGCUCUUUGUUGCUGGAUUGAUUGUCCUGCUUUUGGAUGAGCUCCUACAGAAAGGUUAUGGUCUUGGUUCUGGUAUAUCUCUCUUCAUUGCUACCAACAUCUGUGAGACCAUUGUGUGGAAAGCAUUCAGUCCUACUACUGUCAACACUGGCCGAGGUAUGGAAUUUGAAGGCGCCAUCAUUGCAUUGUUCCAUCUGCUGGCUACACGAACAGAUAAAGUUCGAGCCCUUCGAGAAGCUUUCUACCGCCAAAAUCUCCCCAACCUCAUGAAUCUGAUUGCCACCAUCUUUGUAUUUGCUGUUGUCAUCUAUUUUCAGGGCUUCAGAGUCGACUUGCCUAUUAAAUCAGCCCGGUACCGUGGUCAGUACAACACCUAUCCCAUCAAGCUUUUCUACACCUCCAACAUUCCCAUCAUCCUUCAGUCUGCUCUAGUAUCUAAUCUGUACGUCAUUUCCCAGAUGUUGUCAGCUCGCUUCAGUGGCAACUUAUUGGUUAGCCUACUGGGCACCUGGUCUGAUACUUCUUCCGGGGGUCCAGCUCGUGCUUAUCCAGUUGGUGGUCUUUGCUAUUACUUAUCACCCCCAGAAUCCUUUGGCUCUGUGUUAGAAGACCCUGUGCAUGCAGUUGUCUACAUAGUAUUCAUGCUGGGUUCAUGUGCAUUCUUUUCCAAAACAUGGAUUGAAGUCUCAGGUUCCUCAGCCAAAGAUGUUGCAAAACAGCUCAAGGAGCAACAGAUGGUGAUGAGAGGACAUAGGGAAACUUCCAUGGUCCAUGAACUAAAUAGAUACAUUCCCACAGCUGCUGCAUUUGGUGGACUGUGCAUUGGUGCUCUCUCAGUCCUGGCAGAUUUCCUUGGAGCUAUUGGAUCGGGAACAGGAAUCCUGCUUGCUGUCACCAUCAUUUACCAAUACUUUGAAAUUUUUGUCAAGGAACAGAGUGAAGUUGGCAGCAUGGGGGCUCUCUUGUUUUAAACUCUGCAUUUUCAUGGGCCUAGAGGAGAGUAUUCUUGAAUUGUCCAAGAAGAGAAAAGAAAUAACCAAAAUCUUGUUACAAGAGCUCUUGAAAGAGAAUCACAUAUGCCAUGGUAGAAGAACUUUUGUUUAAUAGUACUUUCAAAUUACAUAUUCUUUCAUUCCGACGUUUUUGUAUCAUAUGUGCACUUUGUAAAGUGCCAGAGAAUGUCCAAAAUGUUGUUUUUAAUUCUGGCAUUAGCAAAAAUAACUGUAGAAAUGGGAUUUUCUUUAUUUGAUAUGUCUCCUGAGCUGAAUUGAUGUAAAUGAUUAAUCAUUUUCCAAAAUCUCAUUUUUUUUUUUAAGAAUUCUUAGGCUUUGAGUUUGUGUCUUCUAAGCACUAACUAUUGUUGUACUAGUCACAAUUUCUACCACCCAGAGGGAUCUAUGAAUCUGGUUAUAAGCACAAACAUCAUUAAAACUUAUCCAGUUCAUACUGGGAAUAGGGUGAGAGGAAUAUGACUUUAAAUUCAGGUGGGCUUAAGGAAGCAUUAUGUUAAAAUUUUAUCAGAGGGUAUCUCUCCUUCAUAACCUGGUGAAAGGCAUCUCAUUAGCAUAAGACUUGUUUCCAAAUAGAAUAAUUUUUUUUUUCCUUUUGAAAGAGUCUAGCCUAGCUUUUCAAGGGAAGAGAAUAGCUUAAGAAUGAAAAUGUAAACAACAUUGCGAUGCCUGGUAAGUGGGUCUCUUUCUCUGUGGAUGUUAUCACUGUUGGCUAAACUAGUUGAGCUAUGAGGACUAAAAUAACAGAAACUGCAUGUCCCUGCUUUCUACUUGCUCAAUUACUUUUCCCUUUGAGAAGUCCAAAGUUCUUUAUUUUAAGAAAUUGAGCCUAGCUGGACUAAGCAGUUUCUCUCUGAAGUAUAUGUUGAAAACUGAUUUUUCUAGAAUAGUUUUCUAGCUCAGAGCUGUGCCUGAGAACCCUCUAAGUGACAUUUAUAACAUCCUGAUGCUUCCAAUUUAUAGUUCCUUUCAUCUCAUAUAUCAUUUUUCCCCUUAGUCUUCCUACCUGCCCCUUUCAUCACCACCUCGAAAAUAUUCCCAAAAAGGAGAUAUUUUGGCAAUUAGGCAUAGAAAUAGUCUCCAGGUUUUCAUAGCCAGUUCUAUCAUACAUAUUAUUUUAUAGGAAGAAUGAACAUUACCCUACUCGUAUUUUUAGACCUUUUUUUUUUUAAUUGUAUGUAGGACCAAAUAAAAGCAGUAUGAGUAAAAAGAAACCAGGGAAUCAGGUUGUAUAAUAAACUGGUAUUGCCCAGUAUAGGAAAAGAGAAAUUUCAAACAGAUAGUAAGAUCAAGAUUUUGGAAUUACUUUUUUUUAUGCUGGUCCAAUAUUAUUUUUUAAGUCUUAAAAAUUAUGUCCAAAAACCUGUUUCCAUCCUCAACUAACAAUUGGACUGCGAGAAUGAAGACCUUUUUGAAGUUGGGAAUAUUUAAGGAAAGCCUGAAAUAUUGAUAGAGGGGGCAUAGGAAAUAAUAUCCACAAAGUUCAAUAGAGUCAAUCUUGAGGAAGACUUUGGAGUUUGGUGGCACCAGACAUGAUAAGAAUCUGGAAGCGGAGAGAACCCAGGGCUAGGUUGUGAUGCGUGAGCUGUUGGGCAUCUAGCAAAUGAAAGUAGAGAUACUGGCAGUCUGGUGUCAUGGAGAGUGGUGCUAUCCCUAAGACAAAAUAGGCGUAAAGUGGAUUAGCCCACAAAGUAUAACUGGCCUCUUCUAAGUGGAAACUCACUGCCAACCUCAGGUGGAGAGUUUUAUACAUAGUACAGGGUGUUCCAAAAGUCUCUGUUUGGUUUUGAGCUUUGAGUUUAAUACUUUAAGUAUAUUAGUAUUACUCUUAAAACUGCACAGAGACUUUUGGAACGCCCUGUAUUUCAAUUAGCCCCAAGCUAGGUCUAGUCUCUGCUGGAAGGAGCAAGAUUAAUGUUAGUUCAUGUCUGAGAGCUUAGCUCUUAGCUUCACUUUGCCAAAUCAUUUCGAUUUGAUUCAUGGUGGUGGUUGGGCGUUGAUUUGUUGAGAAUCCAUUGUAGUGUUAUAGUUAUCAGAGCCAAAUGGUUAACUUUGCUCGCCCAGAAGUGAAUGGGUAUCAUGGAAUUCACAACCAGAACAGACUUGCAAUUACCUGUUCUAUUUUAGAGAAGAAAUUGAGAUUUAAAAUGUUUACACAAGGGCUUGGAAAUUAGCUAAUCCAAAACAGUACUUCAUGACCAUGUACAGGCCCACUUAGGAACAGAGGAAGGCAGUCUGAGACACUGAUUCUCAUCUUCCUCCAUAGCCAUUGAGCUUUGCUGUCCAUCCCUUCUUGUAUUGGGGAUCUUCUCGUUGCCUGAUUCAUACUUUUCUUUGUCCCUCUCUUCUUGCUCAGUCCCAUGCUCCACAGCAGAAACUGAUCAUUGAGGGUGCUGAUGUGGAAUGACAACUCCUUAAAACCAAAUGAUUGUUUUGGGGGGUUUUUUUUGGUUUUAUGUUCUUCUUCCAUAUACUCUUAGAACUCCACUGGUACCAUUAACUACGUGUCCCUGCUAUUGGCAAAUGACAGCAUCUUUACCAUCUGUAGUUGCUAAGCCUCCAGAUCCUGCAAGGAUGGGGUCUUGUGUAAUAGUAUCGAGACUGGGGCCAACACUCAACCACCUUUGAAGGUUUAUUGAUAAAGGUAAAUUAUGGUAUAAUGGAGGAAUGGAAACAAGCCAUGAAUAAAGGAAAUGUUUUACAAUUCCA